AAAAAAAAAGAACUAUGCUGAACACGGGGUCCUGUCCUGCUCUCAAAGAAUUUAAUAUUGUGGUGGAGACAAACAUUUUUAGAUUAAAAAGUGCUAAGGUACAGGCGAGUAUGAAGGGUCAUGUGAGCACGAAGUAGGGCAUCUGCGCCCAACUGGAGAAUUAGGGCAUGUUUUCUUUUGGUGGAAAAUCAUGUCCGAACUGAAUCUUGAAGGAAGAGCAAAAUUUAGCCAGGUGAAGUGAAGUGGAACAAGGAUCCAAAAAGACCCAGGUUUGUGCUGAAAACAGGAACUGCAAAAGGUACCAGGAGCAAUCUGUUUCUAAUAUGGCAAAGUAGAAGGAGGAGAGUGCCGAGCCCAUCACAAAGUAGGCUGGAUAAUAAGCAACAACAAUAAUAAAUUCCUAAGCGAACUAUUAGUUAAAGCUAAAAAAUUUGAGUUGUAAUCCAAAAGUCGCCCCCAUCUCGGCCUCGGCUCAGCAGAGGCGCGAGACUGGAGCAAGUACCGUGCGGCGGAACGGAUUUUUCGGGCGUCGGGGGCGCGUUUCUGGGACGGACCGGAGAAAGGAAGUGUGCUACAGUAUCUAAGGCACCCGCUCCCGGCUUCCGCGGGGCUUGUAUUGGGUCGUUCGGGUCCCGGCUCUGCCGCGCUGGCCUGAGCACUUGGGUCUCCGGAGACGAGUGGAGGCGGCCUCAAGCUCAGGACCUGCCGGUUUCUGCUUCGGACGCCACGGGCUGAUCUUAGCCGCUGCUCGUUGGCUGUUCUUGCUGACCUUGGUCCAGGGUCGGAGCCAAUGGCAGCUUGGGCUGCCGUCAGCCUGAGCAGGGUCGCUGCCCGGUGCUUGCGGGGAGCUCUAGGCCCCGGGGUCCGGGCGGCUCUUUCACCCACCCUCGCGGCUUCCCAGCCUGAGCCCACGGGCUGUACCAGCGCUCCGGGCAGGACGCUGCACCUCACGGCGGCGGUCCCCGCCGGGCACAACAAGUGGUCCAAAGUCCGGCAUAUCAAGGGUCCCAAGGACGCCGAAAAGAGUCGCAUCUUCUCCAAGCUCUGUUUGAGCAUCCGCCUGGCAGUUAAAGAAGGAGGCCCCAACCCUGAGCACAACAGCAGUCUGGCCAACAUCUUAGAGGUGUGUCGCAGCAAGCAUAUGCCCAAGUCAACGAUUGAGGCAUCGCUGAAAAUGGGGAAAACCAAGGAUGUUUAUUUGCUGUAUGAGGGCCGAGGCCCUGGCGGCUCUUCUCUGCUCAUUGAGGCAUUAUCUAACAGUGGCUCCAAGUGCUAUUCAGACAUCAGACGUAUCCUGAACAAGAAUGGGGGAAUGAUGGCUGAUGGAGCUCGCCACUCUUUUGACAAAAAGGGAGUGAUCGUGGUUGGAGUGGAGGACAAAGAGAAGAAAGCUGUGAACCUAGAGCGUGCCCUGGAGCUGGCAAUUGAAGCAGGAGCUGAAGAUGUCAAGGAAACUGAAGACGAAGAGGAAAAGAACAUUUUUAAAUUUAUUUGUGAUGCCUCUUCCCUGCACCAAGUGAGGAAGAAGCUGGACUCCCUGGGCUUGUGUUCGGUGUCCUGUUCUCUAGAAUUCAUCCCCAAUACAAAGGUGCAGCUGGCUGACCCUGACCUGGAGCAGGCCGCCCUUCUCAUCCAAGCUCUUGGCAACCAUGAGGACGUGAUCCAGGUCUAUGACAACAUUGAGUAACUAGCUCUGUGAGCCCCCGGGGGCCUUUCUAGGCAGCUGGCAGCUCAUUCUGGAGCACACGCUUCUGCAGUGACUGAGACUGAAGCAGACUGGAGGCCUUCCAGGGUAGGAGGCAUAAAACCAAGACCUGCUUGGAUACGGGAGUGGCCAAAGGAGUCACUGCAUCUCCGUGGGGCCUCUUUGUCAGCUCUGCUGGUGUCUCAGAGCCCUCCUGGCUGUAGGGAGGAGACAGCCAGCUAAUCAGACUCUGAUCUUAGGAAGUUGGUCCUUGGGGGAACAGCAGGUACCCUGAGGGCCCUUUUACUAGAAUCUUCUCUUAAAUAAUAUAACUGAUCUGGGUUGCUGCACUCCUGUUGUGCGGCUGUCGUGUUUUCCUGGGUUUUUGUCCAGCUGUUGGGACCCUCUGACUUCCUUUGAAGUCUGUAGGUUUAAUUCUACUACUCCAGUCCCAGGCUUUUUUUUUUUUGGACCAGAGAAAUGUAGAUCUCUAUGGCACACCACUUUGCCCUAAUGCUGGUCUGGUGGCCUAAACCUGUCAUUAAUCAUGCAUAUAGUAUUUAUCAAACACCUGUGUACCAGGAACUGUACUUAACCAGGAGCAUAAGCUGUUUAGUUGGUGCCCUGUGUUAGAUCCUGUUCUUAAGACCUAGGACCUCAGAGGUCAGACACAGGACUGCUGUCUGCUGGAACUGCCCUAGGGCAGUGUGAGCUGCUGUGCAUGCCUCCUUGUUCUCUUCUUGUGGCCUCCUUGCCCUCAUUCUGCCAGAGAGCUUAAGGCUCUAACCCAGUGGGAAAUCAAGUGCCAGUGAUAAGGGACUCCCAGGCCCUGUUUCACCAAGGCCCCUAUGUGUUCUGAGAUUGGUCAGAGCGGACCUCUCAGCAGAGCUGCUUGGUCACCAGAAUGCCCGCCCUAGCUCCUUUUCAUCCCUGCUGCCAAAUGCUGGAGCACUGGGAACUGCAGAGGAAACGGAAACAGAAGGAAGGGUGAAGGGCUGAGUCAGAGCCUGGCCAGCUGGGAAAGAGGACCCUGUGUACCUUUGGCUCCAAAGUGUCAGUUUUGGGUUUUGAGAGACCGGGAGUGCUAGUCCCUGUGCAGGAGCCCAUCAAGCAUGUCAGGCCUGGAGUGGCUUAUUGAUCCCCGUUAUUCACCUACUUACAAGUUGUUUAAGCCAGUUCUGAGAUCAGAGUAAUUUUCCCAAAGGAGCUUCAGGUAAAUGAGGAAAAGAACAAAAACCAGUUGGCUGGCUAUAAAUUACAACUUCAGCUUCUAAAAAAAACAGAUUACUAAUUCCAUGAUGACUUUAACAAUCGGAGAGCAAAGGCUAAGGAAAGGAAAACCAAUGAAAUAACCCACAAAAAUGCCAAAGCAUAUGCUCUUAUACCUCGUUACAUAACAUGAUACCACCUGGCAUUCUUUACUUUUUUUGCUUUGUUUUGUUUUGUUUCAAAGACUUAUUUAUUUGUGAGAGAGAGAGAGCAGG
Messenger RNA from Mustela erminea (ermine), 3168 nucleotides. RefSeq names its product translational activator of cytochrome c oxidase 1. The coding region runs from base 791 to 1687 and encodes 298 amino acids. NCBI's taxonomy places the organism in Eukaryota, Metazoa, Chordata, Mammalia, Carnivora, Mustelidae. Gene Ontology annotation, cellular component: mitochondrion. The transcript has 5 exons. The record is from RefSeq and is a predicted model, not a curated record.